GCGCUAGAUGCCCUUCAGGAUUGUUUUCUUAAAAUGAGAAUCAUAUCAAAGUUGUUUUUUGUGCCCAAUUUCGUGAUAUCUAAAAUCACCAGGAAACAGAUAUGGAAGAAAGUACGACAGAAAAUUGGAAACAUCCCCCAUCUUUCCAUAGACUGGGACGAUUUGACUGAUCGCUUUAUUGAACCAAUUAUUUGGGUUGUUGAUCAUUUUGCUGAUUCCUUAGGAAAGAUAUUUGUCAGUCUAGUCUGGCUUUUAAUUCUGUUUAUUGUCGGUGUAGCUUACUGGAUUGGGUUAUCCUUUUAUUGGAACAUCAGUGCUGAGCUCACUAUAGCUCUUGUGAUAUUUGGUCAUUGGAUUUUACUUAAUGUAGUUUUUCAUUACUAUAUGGCUUUGGUGACACCUCCUGGCCUACCUCCUGAUGCAGAACAAAUUCCACACAUUAAAGCUCGAUGUAAAAAAUGUCAGUCAGUCAAACCAGAACGAACACAUCAUUGUUCAAUUUGCCGGAAAUGUAUCCUUAGGAUGGACCAUCAUUGCCCUUGGUUAAAUAACUGUGUCGGACACUUCAACCACCGAUAUUUUUUUCUCUUCAUGGCGUAUGUUGUAUUGGGAAUGAUCUUCCUAUUCAUUUUCGGAGCACCCGUCAUUAUUCAUGAAUUAUCCAAUUCCGACGCUUCAGAGCCUAUCGGAUAUCCUGUCUUCCACAAUGGAUCUCAUUUACUACCUGUGAAGCAGGUGGAGGAGGUAGCCCCUCCUCGGUCGAGAUCGUUGAGAAGGGCUGUCUCGGUAACGGUGUCGAUACUCUGUGCAGGUAUUCUAGCUGCCUUGGGUGCCUUAGUUGGUUGGCAUGCUAGACUUAUAUCGAGAGGAGAAACAAGCAUCGAAAAUCUGACUAAUAAAGAUGACCGUGAGGCUAAACGACUAGAAGGAGACACUUUCGUCAACCCGUAUGACUAUGGAUCUUAUGAAAACUGGCGGAUAUUUCUAGGGCUUUCAGAAGGGAGGACAUGGUGGUGUGUUUUCUUUCCAUCUAUCCAUCCUCCGAGGGGUGACGGUAUCUCGUGGUGCUUCAAAAACGAUCUGACUCAUGUAUCUUAUAAAUGAUGUCUCCACCGAGCCUAAAAUCCGCCCUAAGUCAAGAACGGAAAUUCAUUAGAAGGCUCUUUUGCUGCGAAAUCUAGGUGAUCUUUUCUUAGUCACGAUUAUUUAACUUAUGCAUAUGACAUUCCAUCAAUCAACUCAAGAAUGAAUACAAAAGUGCGAAAACUGAAA
Daphnia carinata is the source of this 1272-nucleotide messenger RNA. Its product is annotated as palmitoyltransferase ZDHHC16B-like. Gene Ontology annotation, biological process: protein palmitoylation. NCBI's taxonomy places the organism in Eukaryota, Metazoa, Arthropoda, Branchiopoda, Diplostraca, Daphniidae. The transcript is spliced from 8 exons. Bases 34 to 1104 code for a protein of 356 amino acids. The record is from RefSeq and is a predicted model, not a curated record. Gene Ontology annotation, molecular function: palmitoyltransferase activity. Gene Ontology annotation, cellular component: Golgi apparatus.